CGCGAAUUUUCUAGCGGUCGUUUUUGCGGUUGCCUUUUCGUUUUUGGCUCUGAAAACUUUUUUAAAUAUCUCGCUGGGAAAUUUGGAAGUUCUGCACAACGAUCAUAUAAUUUUUAACCACACUGGGCCUUCGUAUUAAUCUGGUAACAUCACUCGUUAACGAACUCGUAGUAUUCAACAGAAAUGACAGCCGAUAUCACCCUGAGCGCAGCAGCGGUGGCCUUGGCUCCAGCCACUUGGAAGUACGGCGCAUUGCUGACGGGCGUUGUUAUCACUCAGAUUCUGGGCAUGUUGUGGUAUUCACCGUUGCUCUUCGGUAAUAUUUGGCUGGAUUAUCAUCCCGAGAUCAAAAAGAAGAUUUCAGCGGGCCCCGUCAAUUUCAAGGCCAAGAUGGUGGCAUCCGCCAUCGGGGAUAUGGUGUUCGCUCUGUUCCUCAGCCUGUUUUUCCAUCCGAAUUCUUUGGAGAGUGCCAUCGUGAUGACCGUCGGAUUGGAGAUGCUCAACCUGUUGAUGCAGUGGCAGCACAUUGUCUGGGUGGACCAGAAGUUGGGAUGUCUGGUCAUCGAUCAGGGAUACGACACCCUGUCAAUCUUCAUUAAACUGCUUACACUGGCCUACGUUCCUUUUUAAAGGAUCGUCACUGGCUGUGUAGGAGGCUGUAUUGCCGUUUUUUUACGUUAUUUUCUCUCAUUUAUACCAAAUUUUCAGGGCUGUUUUUCCUCUUUAACCGUACAGUGUUUUGGUACUCGUACGUGAGAAAAUCCCUUUUGUGCUUUUGUGUAAUGCGUUUGCUUGGAUUAGAUGCCCUCAGCGUGAAUUUUGUGCUGUUUGAAAAAAAAGUGAAAAAUUG
Messenger RNA from Paramacrobiotus metropolitanus, 850 nucleotides. RefSeq lists its product as uncharacterized. Bases 184 to 630 code for a protein of 148 amino acids. Lineage: Eukaryota; Metazoa; Tardigrada; Eutardigrada; Parachela; Macrobiotidae. The record is from RefSeq and is a predicted model, not a curated record. The transcript has 5 exons.